AUGAGCGAACUUGAGAAACUCACCAAAAAUUCGCUCCUCAAGCAUAUGAGCGACGAUCCUUGUGUCAUUUGCGGUAUCAGCGGUCAUGAUGCAUGGGAUGAAACAUGUCUCAGACGCACGUUACCUACGAAUACGCAAUCGCCACUCACCAAGAUCUAUGGUGCGUUGAAAGCUAACCUGGCUCGACUAACUAUCCUCAAAUAUUGCGACACCGAGAAGCCCUUGGAAAAACCUUCAGAGCCCACACCUGACGCUCAAGUUCCUGCACCGGUUGACCCAGAGACUCAAGCUCGUAUUGCAACGGACUCGGAAAAUCUCAUUCUGAAACCUAUUCUUGAGGGCGCUGGCAAAUCUAUCGACGGUCUCAGCAAGGUCCGCGACAUCACCGGAACAGAGCCUGUAGAGACACAUGCAGCCAACUCAGUUGCUCUAUCACAGACAGCCCUGCUUGGCCCAAGCAACAAGUUUACCCCCGAUACUGUCGUCAGCAAAGCAAAAACAGCCCAGUUCCCGCUCAGGAAGGAGUUUGCGCAGUCAAACACCGACGUUUUCACCAAUCAUUUCGAAGUGAACCUCAAGUCCGACACUAGAUUCUUCCUUUACGAAAUCCUCAAAAUCCCUGCCGGCAAAUCCAAACGUAAAGCCAAAUUUAUCUUCAAGACCAUGGAGCAAGCAUGGCCCAUCCUCAAGGACAACAAGCAGUACUACGCUACGGAUCGUGUCAAGACCAUCGUGGCCUGGAAGAACAUCCACGAAGCGAUUACCUACGCCCCUGUCAUCCCAGGAGAUCCAAAUACUCAUGCUGGUUCUGUGUGGAUGCCAGAUGCUAUCGCCGACGGAGGCGAGAAGAUUCAGCUGUUCAUCAAAUUCCAUCGUGAACUCGAUCUGGACGGAAUGUAUGCUUACAUCGACGCUAGCAGCGAGAACAGCGACCCAGACUUCAACUUCAAUCCUAUCGUCAACGCGCUGAACAUCGCUGUUACAAAAAGCUUUACUGCCAACGUAUUCCAACAGUCUAGUAACAAGUUCUUCGUCAAAUGUGGCUCCGAACGUCUGAGCGGCAACGCUAAUCUACAGUCAUUGUGCACAAUUCGAGGUUAUUACUACACAAUCAAGCCCGGUAUGCAGAAGGUUCUGUUGAACGUCAAUGCAGCGACCAGUGCAUUCUUUCGUCCUAUCACCGUUGGCGAGUUCCUGGCGGACACUACCUUUCCCUACGACGAACGAAUGCGGCUACUUAGAACACUCCGCGUCUACAUUGAACCCGAUCGCUUACCGGAUGCCUCUGAUCAAGAGCAUGUUGAUCAUCUCAACAAACCCCAGAAUCGGAUCAAGACCUUCUUUGACCUUGGCCCCUUACUGAAUGCUAAGGAGAUGAGCUUUCAAAAGACCUCCAAGAAUGAUCAAGGUCAGUGGGUCACAGAUCCUAAACGCACACGGGUUGUGGACCAUAUGAAGGCCAUCUUCGGACAAGGGUUCGACGAGAAACUGGAAUCAAUCAAUGUUGGUACGGAAGCUGAUCCAGUACAUUAUCCCCGCGAGUAUCUACGAAUCAUGCCGUAUCAGAUCUACAGCCGACUACUUCCAGAAAAUUUGGUAGAGGGUAUGUUGAACCACGCAACACAUCUGCCAAAAGAGAGUCGACGACUGGUUGAGAUUGAAGGAAUGGCUAGCCUGGGACUUGAUCCAACCCAGAAUCAGCAGGAACUACCCGGGUGUGAUAGAUUACUCGUCACGCCUACGAUGAUGCAGAUCCCUUCAGCGAAGAUGCCUUCACUGGACAUUAUCUACGGUGCAAACACCGCCAAUACGAAACCGAGUACGAACGCGCAGUGGAACCUCGAGACACUAAAGAACUUUGUCGACUCCCCAGCAGCCACAUCGACACCCAAGAAACGAGUCAACUAUCUGAUCUUGGUGGAAUCUGGCAUGCAUGAUGAGGAGAACACAAUCAAGACAUAUGAGAAAGCUCUGAGCGAUUUGCUCACGCAGUACAACGUAUGCGCUGGCGCGACUCGGCUGGCUUCUCGAAGAAUCCCUGGCAUGCGCGACAUGACUGACAAAGCUAUCCGCGAUGGCAUGAGAGCUACUAUCAAGGCCAUAAAGACAGACCACCCUCAAGUUGACUUCGCAGUCUUACUUCUCAAAAGCAGAAGCAUACCCAUCUACUCAGCGUUCAAGGACGUUACGGACCGCUACGAGUCUUUGCAGUCUCUCUGCCUCACCCAGGCGCCAAAUCUCGAAUACGAUCGCGAAACCAAAACAUCAAGAUGCAAGGAAGAUAUCACUCAGUACAUGGCCAACGUUAUGAUGAAAGUGAACCUCAAAUUCGGAGGUGGCAAUCAUACGGUGCAAGUCGACAACAACCCCAAAUCUCGCAUCUGCAACACAUUGAUCAUUGACUCGUUGGAAGCUAUGGUCCUCGAGCGUAUUCAAGCUUACAUGUCUGCUACCAAGACCCCGCCAAAGAAGGUUCUCUUCUACCGAGACGGUGUCAGCACUGGACAAUUUGCCAAAGUUCGCGACGACGAGUUGCAGCAGAUUAGAAACGCUUGCAAGCGUGCCGGUUGUGGCAAUGCCCUGAUCACCGUUGUAAUAGCCGUAAAGCGUCAUGCAACCCGCUUUUACCCAGCAACUUCUCUAGCCCACAAGAACGGUAACUGUAUGCCUGGUACGCUCGUCGAUCAAGUCGUCACUUCGCCGCAUUACUCAGACUUCUAUCUGCAGUCUCAUCACGGCCUCAAAGGAACCGCUAUCCCGACACAUUACAUGGUCAUCGCCAACGAAAUCGGAUACGGAGAUUGCGAAUUGCAGGAGCUCACGUACAAACUCUGCUACACAUAUGCUCGAGCAACUAUCGGUGUAUCCUACGCUCCGCCAGCGUACUAUGCUGACAGGCUCUGCGACCGAGGCCGAGCCUACCUUCGCGACUGGUUCAGCCCAAGUAAGGAUAGCGCACACUACGCGGCGUACCUUGCUAGCAGGCAAGCAAUUGAGACCAACAAGGCUCAAGAGCUGACAACUGCUAAGGCCGGGCUUCCUGCUGUUCCUGCACGCCCGGGUCGUAACGCGCCAAGGAAGUCGGCUGAUGAGAUUGAAGUAGAGCGUGCGCACGAGAAGAAGGUGGAAGCGCAGUUGGAGACAGAUAUCUUAGCUGAGGCGGUUACUGCCUGGGGUAAGGCUCGCACUGGAGGCCCCGGUCCGUGGGCUGAGGCGCUCGACAGAACGAUGUUCUGGAUGUGA
This is a messenger RNA of Alternaria hordeiaustralica, 3243 nucleotides long. RefSeq lists its product as uncharacterized. Gene Ontology annotation, molecular function: nucleic acid binding; protein binding. The transcript is spliced from 3 exons. The record is from RefSeq and is a predicted model, not a curated record. Lineage: Eukaryota; Fungi; Ascomycota; Dothideomycetes; Pleosporales; Pleosporaceae. The coding region runs from base 1 to 3243 and encodes 1080 amino acids.